Molecule: messenger RNA, 1125 nt
Organism: Solanum verrucosum
Lineage: Eukaryota; Viridiplantae; Streptophyta; Magnoliopsida; Solanales; Solanaceae
Product: 1-aminocyclopropane-1-carboxylate oxidase homolog
Exons: 3
Coding region: 1-1125 (374 amino acids)
Source: RefSeq, a predicted model, not a curated record
AUGGAAGUCCUUAGCACAGAUGAUUUUGAGGCCAGAAUUCGGGGAAGUUAUGAUAGAAUGAGUGAGUUAAAAGCCUUUGAUGAUACUAAAGCUGGUGUCAAAGGAAUUGUUGAUGCUGGAAUAACUGAAGUGCCUCGUAUAUACGUUCAGCCAACUAAAAUAGAGGAAUGUGUAAGUAGUUGUGAAACAAAGUUCAUUUUUCCAGUGAUAGAUCUUGAAGGCAUUGAUAAAGAUCCAAUAAAGCAUAAACAGAUUGUGGACAAAGUUCGAGAUGCAUCGGAGACAUGGGGUUUCUUCCAAGUGGUUAAUCAUGGCAUUCCAUUAUCUGUCAUGGAAGAAAUGUUGCAAGGAACACGACGAUUCUUUGAGCAAGAUGUUGAUAUUAAGAAACAAUAUUACACUCGAGAUAAUACCAAAAAAGUGGUUCACGUUAGUAAUUUUGAUUUGUAUAGCCCUUCUGUUCCGGCUACAAAUUGGAGAGACUCAAUUUUCUGUUUAAUGGCUCCGAAUCAUCCUAGUCCAGAGGAAUUGCCAAUAGCAUGCAGGGAAAUACUAAUGGAGUUCUCUAAUCAUGUCAUGACAUUGGGAAAAUCCUUGUUUGAAUUAUUGUCGGAGGGUCUAGGUCUUGAUCCAUCUCAUCUCAAUAAUAUUGAUUGCUCGGAGGGGCUCCGCGUUUUGGGACAUUAUUAUCCAGCCUGCCCUCAGCCAGAACUCACUAUAGGCACCAACAAACAUUCUGAUAAUGAUUUUAUCACAGUGCUUCUACAAGAUCAAAUCGGAGGACUCCAAGUACUUCACAAAACUCAGUGGAUUGAUGUUCCUCCUACACCUGGUGCUCUUGUGGUGAAUAUUGGAGAUCUUCUGCAGCUCAUAUCAAAUGACAAGUACGUAAGUGUUGAGCACAGAGUAUUGUCAAAUCAAGUUGGACCAAGAAUAUCAGUAGCUUGCUUCUUCUACACUGGUUCAUUGCCUACUACCAAACUUUAUGGACCAAUUAAGGAGUUGUUGUCAGAUGAUAAUCCUCCAAAAUAUCGCACAACCACAGUGAUAGACUAUGCUGAUUACUUCCGCGAGAAAGGUCUAGAUGGAACUUCUGCAUUGUUGCAUUACAAGAUCCAGCCAUAG